Gryllus bimaculatus (two-spotted cricket) is the source of this 1838-nucleotide messenger RNA. Lineage: Eukaryota; Metazoa; Arthropoda; Insecta; Orthoptera; Gryllidae. The record is from the annotation of a GenBank genome assembly.
CAUUGAUUGGCGCGAAGAGAAAUUAUUGAUUGCGUUGUUGAUCUCGUGUUAUUGUUUCCUUCUUGUUAAGUGAUGCGAAGUAACAAUGUGAUUUGCCAGUUCAUUGUAUUUAUCUUUUUAACGCAAUCAUGGAUGACAUGAAAGAUAAAAAUAUACAUCACACUGCCCAGAAGCUUGCAGAUGAAAUUCAAAACAUGUCCCUUUACAACAAUUUCUUUUGUGAUAUUCAGAGAAUGGUCUCAUCGCCAGAUGUGAAAAAAAAUCAGUUCAAAGAAACAUUGCUUGAAGCAAUGAAGAAAGCUGGAAUGGAAACAGAUCUGCGGAAUACUGUUUUUCAUUGGAUUCGAUCUCAUAAUAAUAUUGAAAGUAUAAAUGGAUAUCCUGCUAAAGAACCCUUGGGUUAUUUAAGAAAAGCACAGAUGCAGUGGGAGAAACGAAUACAAAAGUCUUUGAAUUCUAUGUGUAAUGAAAUUGGAGUACCUCUUGCUCGUUAUCGCCUUGCAUCUGAUCGAGAUGAAAUACUAGACAAGUGGACGGAAUUGAGCACUUAUGACGUAGAUCUUAGUCAAUAUCGACCAGUUUAUGCACCAAAAGAUUUCUUGGAAGUUCUUUUGUGGAUUCGAAGUCCAAAUUAUCAACAUACAGAUUCUUCUGGUGCGUGGGAUUUUACUCAGAUUCCUUUGAAAGUUAAAUCAUUUGCUGAAUUGCGAAACUUGUAUGUGGAUUUGGCCCGUGGGGAACCACUUCUUGGUGUAAAUCCCCACAUGCCCUCUUCAAGUAAUUUUCCGACACUGGAAGCAGAAAGAACCGCACUGGGAGAGAAAGUAAUAGCUUCAAACCAUGCUCCUGUUGCACAAGAAUUUUUGAAACGAGGAUGCCCUCGUUGCUUGAGAGGGAAAGUGUGGGCCCAAGUGCUGGGAUCCGACGUGAAACAGACGAACAUUGAUUACUUUAAGGAACUUAAGCAACGAGUUUUGUAUUUUGACUUAAUGGUUGAUAAAUUAAUAAUAAAGGAUGUACAGUUGACUGCUUCAAACGAUGAUCAAUACUUUGUUUUUGAAGACGUAUUGUACCAGGUCAUGCUGUGUUUUUCAAGAGAUACAGAAUUACUGACAGUGUUUAAUCACAGUGCUGCAAAUCCAGUGCAUGCUGUUCUAAAGAACAAACUACCUGCAGUGGAAAACACAGUAGUAUUUCCACCCAGUGGAGUGAUUCCUUUUCAUGGCUUUACUAUGUACUCCACGCCUUUCUGCUACCUAUAUGAUGAUCCUAUUGCCUUGUACUACACUUUCCGUGCAUUUUACAUGCGCUACUGGUUCCGUCUUCAUGAAGUUUCUUCACAUGAGCAGGGUAUACUCUGCCUGUGCUUACUGUUUGAGAAACUUCUUCAGCGCCAUGAGCCCCAGCUUUGGUAUCACUUUAAACAAAUAAAAAUACCCCCUGUACGAGUGGUAUUUAAAUGGCUGAUGCGUAGUUUCAGUGGCCAUUUACCUCCAGAGCAAUUACUAUUUUUAUGGGAUCUUAUAUUAGCAUAUGAUUCUCUGGAAAUAUUACCUUUGUUAGCUGUUUCUAUUAUAAGUUUUCGUAAGGACAAUUUGUUACAAGUUGAUACAUUGCAGAGCGUUGAGGCUGUUCUCGCUGAUUUAUCUUCAAUCACAGUUAUGCCACUGUUGCAAAUGACUCUAAUGAGAGACUAAAUAUUUUCAACAGUACAAAAUCAAUAAAUAUGAUGAAAGUUAUUAUAGUUAUUUAUAUGAGAUUUAUACUAUUAGGGAAUGACUUUUGCUGUAUAUGUGUCCAUUCAUAUUUUGUCUCAUAUCUGCAAGCGAAUAAAAUUG